CUCACCUCCGCUCUCGGCCGUCGCCAAACCCUUAUCGACGGAAGGCGAAAUCGCCGCCGCCCUCAACCAUCUCCGUAGAUCCAAUCCCCUCCUACUCCUAGCAUCCCUGAUCGAUCGCCACAACCCGCCCAAAUUUGACACCAGCAAGCCCCCAUUCACCUUCCUAUCCAGAGCCUAGAAGCAUCAUCUUCCAAUAGCUCGCCACCAAAAAUGCCGCGCAAUCGAUCUAAGCUCGCUUCCUCGCACUUUGCGGCGGCGGAGGGGAGAUCCGCCCGGACGCUGUGCUGGCGCUGACCGCAUCGCAGCUGCGGGAGGUCGGGGUAUCGGGUCAGAAAGCGGGUUACCUGCACGACCUAGCGGGGGAAGUUCAGGGAUGGGCUGCUGUUGGAUUCGGUGAUCCUAGAGAUGACUGAGGAAGCGCUGCUGGAGAGGCUGACGGCGGUGAAGGGGAUUGGGGUUUGGCCGGUGCACAUGUUUAUGUUGUUCUCGAUGCACGGGCCGGAUGUGCUCCCCGUGGGGGAUUUGGGAGUGAGGAAGGGCGUGAAUAGCUUGUACGAGCUGAAUGGUUUGCCGGAGGCGGCGGAGAUGGAGAAGGUUUGUGAAAAGUGGUGGUCGUAUCGGUCCGUCGAGGAUUGGUACAUGUGGAGGCUGGUGGAUGCCAAUGUCGCCGCGGGGAAAGCUGCUACCAACGAGGAAGCAUUGUCAUUGCUUUGUGAGUCCAUUGGCUAUGGCCUCCAUCCCUCCCUCGUUGCCGGUGAACUGGAGGAAGAGGAGGCAGGAUGGAAGACUUGAGUAAUGUGGAUGUGUUAUAGGUUUAGGGAUUUAAUUAGAGGGGCAUGUUCUGUGGUUGGGUCUGGUUAGAGGACUUGGUUAGUUCAGGUAGGGGGUGUUCAAAUGGUUACCAUGGUAAUUACCAAACCAAAUAAGCAUAAAUUUUAUUAAUUAAGGAAUACAAUAUCAUAACCAAACCGUCCAAACUAAUACAACAACCAAAUUAACCAAAUUAAAGUUUAAUCGGUUUGGUUAAAUGGUUAACUGAAAUAACUAAUAUAAUAUCACAUGAUCAUUAAGUGAGAAAAUUUUCCAUUUAGUGAAUCAAUUUGCUAUUUAUAUAAUGAAUAACACAUAAUUAUAGUUAAUCCUUAGCAUAAGUACAUGUAAAAAUACAAUUAUCUUACAUUUAACUCUUGAAUGGUUGUGCAAAGUAUUAAGAUGUGUAUAUAAUAUACGUUAGAUAUUUGGCUACUUACUUAACUAGUUAAUUUGGUUUGAUUGGUUAGGAGUGUCUAAAAUCAAACCACCUAAACCAAACAAGCUAAAAGAUUUAACCAAACCAUUUAUCCAAAUCAACCAAACCAAAUUAACCAGAUACUACCGGUUAAAACAGUUACCACGGUAACAACACUGUUUGAACACCCCUAGGUUCAGGUGACAUGGCGGGUCGGGUCUGGCUAUUUUUGGAUUAAAUAGGGCUGAUUAGAUGAUUUUUCUGCCACGUCAGCACUUAACGGACUACGUUAACGGAGAUGGACGACAACUAACGGAGAGUGACCAUAUGUGCACGUUUUUAUUAAAUUAAGUUAUCACUAAUGGGUUUAAUUAUUUCCGGUGACCAAAUAUGAACAUUUUUUGUAAUCUCAUCAACCAACGAUGCAAUUUACCCAAAACUAUUCAGUGCUUCGGGGGAGUUCGAAAAAGGUCUGAUAGUUGACAUCAAAGAUGUAGUCAUCGAUUCUCUCCAACGUCCAAACAAUGAAUUCCAACUUCUCAUCCAUCACCUCCAGUUAUUGUUGGAUAUAUUUAGGUACUUCCACAAGUUUUGUAUAAUAUCAUAUGUAAGUUCACCUUUGAUAGCCAAGUAGUGUGCGUCGUCUUUCCAUAGGAAGUGAGCAAGUGCGCGAAACCUGGAAUGUCCAUCUGGACCUGGGAUGAAGUAGCCUGUCAUGAGAUCCUAAACAAACUUUGAAAUUUUUUGAUCCGUAUGAUAGUACUAUUGUUGCUUGGGAGGAUCCUACUAUUUAUCAGGAGUCUGCCAGCCUAUAUUCAUAGAGGAAUAUAAUCUUAUUUGCAUACGUCAUACAAAAGUAGAUGGCCAUGUAACACAAAUCCAAAUAACUGAGAUAUUUAGAUUUUUAUGCUCGUCUCGGAAGUCAUCAUCAUAUACAUGAUAGAAACCGAUCAUCAUCAGGUGAUAGAACCGAGGAUUUGGAUCUAGGGAUAAGAAAUUAGGGGAUCAAUUGGGGAUUGAUCUCCCAAUUAAAACUAAGGAUUGGGGAUUGGAGAAGUGAUUUAGAAGGAGGGGUAGAAGAAUAAGAUGCGGCAGCAACUAGAAAAAAGAGAGGUGAGGUCGGCUAGAGGGAGGGAGAGGGAGAAAUAUAGGAAUAAGACUCAAUUAGAUUU
Molecule: messenger RNA, 2400 nt
Organism: Linum trigynum
Lineage: Eukaryota; Viridiplantae; Streptophyta; Magnoliopsida; Malpighiales; Linaceae
Source: the annotation of a GenBank genome assembly